AUGUGCAACGACUCAGGGGAAGGCGGGUACGAUGAGCAGGCGUGGAUCCGUGCUGAAGCCAGGAGACGAUUUGAGGAGAACCGUUCGUUAGCGCCUGCAUCUGCAAUUGAAGAAGCCGUACGCCAAGGCCACAACCAGGUAGAUGUGGCGUUGCACUACAAGAUUUGCUAUCCCCGCCCUCAAUAUGUGGACCCAUGCACUUUGGGUGGCGAAAGCAACUUUCAGCGUCAAUCUUCGCGAGCCAAUACGAAACUUGGACGUUUGCACAAGAGUAAAGUGCAGCGUCAAUUUCAACCCCGCGGACGCUCAUAA
Messenger RNA from Plasmopara halstedii, 312 nucleotides. Its product is annotated as Complex 1 LYR protein. Lineage: Eukaryota; Oomycota; Peronosporomycetes; Peronosporales; Peronosporaceae. The transcript is spliced from 2 exons. The record is from RefSeq and is a predicted model, not a curated record. The coding region runs from base 1 to 312 and encodes 103 amino acids. Gene Ontology annotation, cellular component: mitochondrion.